AUGUACACACACUUCCUGGUCCUUCAGACCAAAAUCAACAAUGAGAAAGACUAUGACAAGAAAGUGAAUGAUGAAGACAUGAUCUACAAACUGAGCAAACUGGCUUUUCAGCAGCUUAUGGAAGGAAAUCUGAUCUUUUAUGAAGAAGAUCUGAGAGAGUGUGGCAUUGAUGUGACAGAAGCAUCAGUGUACUCAGGAUUGUGCACUCAGAUCUUUAGAGAGGAGUUUGUACUGUGUCAGAGAAGAGUCUACUGUUUUGUUCAUCUGACUAUGCAGGAACAUCUUGCAGCCCUGUAUGUGUACCUCUCCUUUAUCAACAAUAAGAUAAAUGUGUUCAAUAUCACACCAGAUCAAUAUACCACACCAUCUAUGUUAUCAAAUCCAGGAAUGUUUCUAUCUGACCUGCUUAAAAUUGCUGUUGAUAAAGCCCUGGCCAGUGCAAAUGGGCAUCUGGAUGUAUUCCUUCGUUUCUUUCUGGGCCUCUCAUUGGAGUCCAAUCAGACUCUCUUAAAAGGCCUUCUUAAACAACCAGGAAGUAGCUCCGGUUGCACAGGAAAAACCAUUAAGUACAUCAAACACAAGAUAAUGGAGAAUCCCUCUCCAGAGAGGUCCAUCAACCUGUUCCACUGUCUGAAUGAACUGGGUGACCAUUCUCUUAUCAAGGAAGUUCAGCAUUUUCUUAAUUCUGGAACAAUAAGAGGAACACGACUUUCACUCUCUCAGUGGUCAGCUGUUGCCUUUGUGUUGCUGACCUCAGAAGAGCUGGAUGUGUUUCACAUGAGCAAAUAUGCCAGAAUGUGCAGUGACAUUGAUGAAGUUCUUGUGAGGCUGCUGCCUGUGAUUGAAGCUUCUAAAACAGCCCAUCUUCAUUACUGUAUACUGUCAGAGAAGUGUUGUAAAGCUUUAGCCUCAGCUGUCAGUUCAAAUAACUCCUGUCUUAGGGAGCUGAACUUAAAUGGAAAUGGACUUAAGGAUGAAGGAGCGAUGGACUUCUUUUCCGGUCUAGAGAGUCCACAUUGUAAACUGGAGGUACUGAGGCUUGCAAACUGUAAACUGACAGACAAAAGUUGUUCUGUUAUGGCUGUAGCGCUUAAAACAAAAUUACUGAGCUUGAAAGAGCUCAGUCUGAAUUGCAAUAACCUGCAGGACACAGGAGUAAAGCAGCUUGCUGCUGGAUUGCAGAAUUCAUACUGUAAACUGGAGAUAUUUAAGUAA
Molecule: messenger RNA, 1215 nt
Organism: Sinocyclocheilus anshuiensis
Lineage: Eukaryota; Metazoa; Chordata; Actinopteri; Cypriniformes; Cyprinidae
Product: protein NLRC3-like
Exons: 3
Coding region: 1-1215 (404 amino acids)
Molecular function (GO): protein binding
Source: RefSeq, a predicted model, not a curated record